Molecule: messenger RNA, 141 nt
Organism: Entrophospora sp. SA101
Lineage: Eukaryota; Fungi; Glomeromycota; Glomeromycetes; Entrophosporales; Entrophosporaceae
Source: the annotation of a GenBank genome assembly
AUGCUAUUAGUAGAUGCGGGCUUAUUAUGGGAAAAGUUUAAAGAACAAGUGGACUGGAAAAAUACAGCUUCUAGCAACAUAUCCAUAUUAAGAGAAGCAAUAAAAGAGAACAAUAUUCUUUUGAGCAUUAAAUAUGAGUGA